AAACACCUGAGGAAGAAGUCUGUCAAAGAUGAGUUAUGAACUUAUGAUGCAUAUUUUUUUUUACAUUGGAAUGGACAAGGAGAUACCUUCUUACAUGUGUACUGAUCGUGACUUUCAUCCGAUUAGUAUUUUGAUAUUCUUGUUUAGAGGUCAAUGUUUGGCCCCACGAAAAUAUAGAACAACCAUGGAAGAUGACUAGAAUAUCAUCAAACCAAGAAGCUCCGGAUUACUACAUAACGAGAAGGUAUGUUACCGUGUGUUGAUAUCAAACGUCUAAUUCAAUUGCAGCAAGUUGUUUGGCUUCCUUGUUUCCUAAGCAUGAGUUUGUAGUGGUAAUUAUUGAAUUGUGCACGGAAAUGGUCCAUGGAUUCCCAACAUUGUUCUUUUCGGUCUUUUCCAACCCGGUUUUCUUACCCAUUUCCUUUACGCGCUCAAUUUUUUUUUAAUAGCAAAGGAGGACUUUUCCUCCGUUCUACAAAGACUUCCGUCCUGUUUCCUGAAAGUCCACGCCUUUCCUCCCCAGGGUCAUCGGUUUCGUAUGCUGAUCUGCUCCAUUUCCUCUUUUACUUCUCCAGUUUCAAAAUUUGCAGAAGCAAGAAAACGCUUGUCUUUCACUCUGUCUUCUCGAUCGUUUCCCUGGUUCAUGCGCUGCAUCGGCCGCCAUCAACCAGAACGCUUGUAAGUUCUCUCUCUGCUUGAGAACAGUAGAAGUGUAGAACUAACGGAUUCGUUGCUUAUUGGUGAUAAUUACUAGCUGGAAAUGAACGAGCGAUUAUUUCGUCCUCCGAUCCUAUACUAGUUUUAGUUCUCGGAGAAAACACAGUCCUAAAAAUUUCUCAUCGUUCAUUUUCGUGCUUUCUGGUUUUGGCAUAUCUUGCGUUAUAGUCCUUGAGCGUGCCGUGAUGUUGAACUUCAGCAGUUUGAAGCUUUAUUCAUCACUUUCUCUGUUAUUUCAAUUCGGAACACUGUCAUUUACUGUGCUUUUGAGCAUAUAUAAUUGAUUCUGGGGCUCGAUCGCGGUGGACUGACAUAAGUUCUGAUCUUAUCUUUAUGUUGUGAAGAAAUGAAUACAGGAGGUUUAACGGCGGUUGUAUUGGUGCUUUUAUCGUUUCUCUUGCACAAGCUGUGGUCGAGAAAGAGAAGUUCCGGCACCUCAAACAAUGUUGGUGAUGAUGGCUCCCCACAAUCAGACUCUAGUUCGCUGUCCCUGCCAAUCGGAAACUACGAGGUGUUUUUGAAUUUCAGAGGACCUGACACUCGUGAUGAGAUCACUGAAACUUAUGCUUAUAGCAAAUGGUGUCUCAAAGAGCUUGCCAAGAUUGUUGAACACCAAGAGAAAAAUGGUGAAUGCAUCAUACUCCCCAUCUUUUAUAUGGUGGAUCCCAGUGAUGUCCGUCAUCAGAGUGGACCUUACCAAAUGGCAUUUCAACAACACGAGCAGAAGAAUGUUGACAAAGAGACCAUAGGAACCUGGAAAGAGGCUCUAAGAAAGGUUGGAGCUCUAGAUGGAUGGCAUGUCAAAAGCAAAAACGAGAAGAUAGCUACAGCAGAUCUUGUUUGUUCCUCUGUAUGGUCACAUUUAAUGAAGAGUCACCUUGUAAUAGAGACUGGUAAGUUGUUCGGAAUUGACGAUCACAUAAAAUUGGUAAUGGACAAAAUGAGCCUCGAUUCUGGUGGUGCCACUGUUUUAGGGAUUCAUGGAACUGGCGGCAUAGGCAAGACCACUGUUGCAACGGCUGUCUACAACAAGUUAUGUACUCAAUUUGGAAGGUGCAGCUUCUUGGAUGAUGUACGAGAAAAAAUGAAAGAAAAUGAUGGUAUUAUUAGUUUGCAGAAGAAACUCAUUUCUGACAUUUCGAGAGUGGACAUUUUCGAACGCUUUUCUAAUGUUAGUCAAGGAGUCAGAAUUAUAAAAGAUAGAAUUUCUCAGGUCAAAGCUCUUAUAGUUCUUGAUGAUGUGGAUGAGGGGUUUAAGUUCGAAAACAUAUUGGGGAAGAUUGAGGACUUCAUUUCCGGAACUAGAUUCAUCAUUACUUCUAGAGACAAAAAUGUAUUGCUUAAAGUGACUGAAGAAUCCAGGUUAUAUGAAGUUCAAGAAAUGAGUCAUCCUCUUGCACUACAACUCUUCUGCUACCAUGCCUUCAGAAAUGAUUCUCCUUCAUCAGGUUAUGAAAAAUUGUCAGAAGAUGUUGUAUCAACUACUGGGAGACUUCCCUUGGCACUUGAAGUUACUGGUUCAUCUCUAUUUGGAAGAGAGAAAGCAUUUUGGGUUGACAAAUUAGCACGGUUGAGAGAAAUACCCGAGAAAGAUGUUGUAAACAGGUUAAAGAUCAGCUUUGAUACAUUAGACGAAGAGGCAAAAGAUAUUUUCUUGGAUAUCGCUUGCUUCUUUAUUGGAGAGGACAAAGAGAUAGCUUCUUACAUGUGGCGGGAUUGUAAGUUAUAUCCUGGUACUUAUAUUCAAAUUCUUGUUGAGAGGUCCAUGAUUAAGAUUGGGGAUAAGAAUCAACUCCAUAUGCACGACCAACUCAAAUAUAUGGGCAGAGAAAUUGUCCGCCAGGAAAACACAAGACUCCCAUGGGACAUAAGCAGGAUAUGGUCCAGGGAGAUAGCUUUGGGCUUGCUACGUAAUAAGAAGGGAACAGACCGAGUUGAGGGCAUUAGAAUACACCAUGAUUCUUAUAUGGAGGAGCUUGGAGUUUCGAAAGAAUGUUUCAUGAAGUUAUCACAGUUGAGAUACUUGGACAUAAAUGCUAGGAUGCUCAUUGACGACUUCGAUAGUUAUGUUCCAAAUUUAAGAUGGCUUCGACUGAAGAUGAUAGAUGGUGGGUGGAUGCCUAAGUUUAGUGUGGAGCACUUGGUGAUUCUUGAAGUCUCGAGCUUCAUGAGCUGUGUGAGAUAUAAGUUGGGAGCUUUGAGACAUAUCAAGAUGGCGAGCAAUCUCAAAGUUCUCAAACUUUCAGCUCACUGGCUAGACGAAUUUCCCGAGUUUCCACUUUCCGGGAGUCUUGAGAUAUUAGAACUGGAGAAUUGGUACCACAGUCGAUCGGUUAAGGACCAGGAUAUUAAUUGGUCUGAUAAAGGAGAAAAGGAACUGGAUAUUGGGAAUUUGGGGAACCUAAAAGUGCUGCGUCUGCGAGAUGGUGGGGUUAGGGAGAUAACGUGUGAAACCAUUAGGAUGAUGCCAUUGGAGAACCGAAAAGUGCUGCAUCUGCUUCCAUCAUCCCUAACCACCCUCCACAUUAUAGGGUGUUCACAACUGAAGUGGCUUCCCAAUUUGGAAAAUCUGGAGACCUUGAUCGACUUCUCCAUCGAAGACUGCCCCUUCGUGAAGGAGAUCCUUGGUCUUGGAGGGCUGAAAUCCUUGGAAACUCUGAGUAUAAGUGGUCUGAAAGAUCUGCGCAAUCUGGACGGUCUUGACAGUAUCUACUCUUUGAAAUCCUUGUCACUCAUAUGUUGUUUUGCAUUGGAAAGACUUCCCAGCAUGGCUUCUUUGAGCAAGUUACUUGAUUUAAGUAUCUCUUCUUGCUCUCAUCUCACAGAAAUCCAAGGCCUUGGAGGGCUGGGAUCAUUGCAAAUGCUUUUCAUUCAGGGUGCAAAAAGUUUAAGCCAUCUCUUUGGCUUUGAAACUCUCUUGUCUCUGAACAAGUUAGGAAGUAUAGAGAUACGUUACUGCCCUCUUCUCACGUUACUACCAUUCCAUGGCCUUGAUAGUGAAUGCCCAUCAGAAGCUCCGGUACUCAACUCUUUACGGAGGCUAUUCAUAAGCGAGACAACAGGUCUGGUGCUGCAGAUCUUUUGUCGGAUGAUUCAGCUGUUAAUGUUCCCGAAUCUCACUGUGUUGGUACUUAUUGGGGACGAGAUUGGUAUUACUGACACAGAAUUGCGGCUGGAUGGGCUCGAGUCUAUGGAAAAGUUGGUUAAACUGCACUUGUACAACUUGCGCUCAAUAAGGAGACUGCCUUCCUUGUCAAUGUUGGUGAAUUUGGAAAGGUUAAUUGUCAUAAAUCUUCCAAAUCUGCAAGAGAUUGAGGGCCUUGCUGGUUUGAAAUCCUUGGAAGAGCUAUGUCUCAUCAAAUGCACAUCCUUGGAAAGAUUGCCUGCGGAUCAGUUAUAUGGUUUGGAGCAAUUGAAAAAAUUGAAAGUGAAAAAUGUUCCAAGGUUGCGACUGAUGGAAGGCCUUGCUGGUUUGAAAUCCUUGAAAGAGCUAAGCCUCAUCAAAUGCACAUCCUUAGAAAGACUGCCAGCGGAUCAGCUAUAUGGUUUGGAGCAAUUGAAAAUGGUGGACAUCUAUGGUUGCACAAACUUGACCUUGACUGAUCUAUCUGCUCUAAGAGAACUAGAGUCGAGAGUGAUGAUAGAGUGGCCAAAUUCAAUCUCCAUACAUAACGAUCCUUUCGAGGACAGCGACGAUACUUGGUUUGUCAAAAGCGGCUACUUCGUUUGAGUGAUUGUGAUUAUUAAAUCAAAAUAUAUAAACAGACAGUUUGUUGGCUACUUAUUCAGUAUUUGUCUUCCCUCGUAUCACUUCUCUCUCAUCUGUGCACAAUGUGGACAUUCUGUGAUAGUCUACUCCAUGCAAUCUUUGACAGUUGAACUAAUUGUGAUGCAGUGGAAAGACUGCACAGCAAGUGUGUUGAUAAUACUCUAUACUCUGUGAAAUCAUUGACGGUUGAAGAUUGUGAUGCUUUGGCAAGACUGCCCGACAUGGCGUCUUUGAGCAAGUUGCUUGACUUAAGUGUCUCUCCCUGCCUUUGUCCAAGGUGUUUAAAGGGCUGAAAUCGUUGCAAAUGCUUCACAUUCUUGGUGCAAAGAGUUUUAAGUCGUAUCUUCAGUUUUGAAACUGUAUCGUCUCUCAACAAGUUAGAUAUUUGGAUCGCAUAUGCCCAACUGUCUAUCUUAAAGUCCAAAGGACAAAGUAAACAGACGAACAAAGCCAGCUAGUAGCUAACCUUUUUGUAACGGAUGAGGAAUUGUAACGGAUCAAUUUGACACAAUUGUCUCGUUUUGAGACAAUUGUUGUCUCGUUUGCCAGCAAAAAAUUUGGAUGGAUCAAUAUGCCUGAGGUAUUUUGAAUUGAUUCGUUUUGAGUCAAUUUCAAUUACCUGGGGUGGGGGCAGGUAAUUCUAAUUGACUCGUUUUAAUUAUCUCGUUUAUAAAACGAGACAAUUGAU
Molecule: messenger RNA, 5174 nt
Organism: Linum trigynum
Lineage: Eukaryota; Viridiplantae; Streptophyta; Magnoliopsida; Malpighiales; Linaceae
Source: the annotation of a GenBank genome assembly